Triticum turgidum subsp. durum (durum wheat) is the source of this 648-nucleotide messenger RNA. The record is from the annotation of a GenBank genome assembly. NCBI's taxonomy places the organism in Eukaryota, Viridiplantae, Streptophyta, Magnoliopsida, Poales, Poaceae.
AUGGCCAUGGUUAUCUCCUCCGGUGUUCAAGCUCCUUGCUCUCUCCUCAUGGCAACCUUGAUGCUGCUCAUUGUCCAGGCGCAAAGCUUCACCAGGCACUACAAUUUCAAUGUGCAAAUGGCCAACGUGACGAGGCUGUGCGCCACCAAGAGCAUCGUAACGGUGAACGGGGAGUACCCCGGCCCGGCGCUCGUGGCGAGGGAAGGCGGCCGCGUCGUUGUCCGCGUCACCAACCAUGUCGCGCGCGCACAACAUGACGCUGCACUGGCACGGCGUCCGGCAGCUGCGAAACGGCUGGGUCAUCGUCGUCUAUGGCGUCGUCAUCGUCGUCUAUCGUCGUCUAUGGCGUCAACUUCACCUUCUCCGGGCAGCGUGGCACGCUGUGGUGGCACGCGCACAUUUCGUGCCACCGUCUAUGGCGUCAUCGUCGUCCUUCCCAAGCACGGCGUGCCUUACCCGUUCGCCACGCCGCACAUGGAGGUUCCGGUCAUCUUCGGUGAAUGGUGGAGGGCGGACACGGAGGCGGUGCUCAGCCAGGCGCUCCAGACGGGCGGACCCCCGAAUGUCUCCGACGGUUUUACGAUAAAUGGGCUUCCUGGGCCACUGUACAACUGCUCCGCCAAAGGUACAUGCUUUGUGGUUGGUUAA